AUGAGCCUUUCUUGGACGAGCUUGAAUAGACCCGACGGCUCCUGGACGCUACUAGAGACUCGGCAGGACACGGGAGACCGCGUCUUUACUCGAGCAGCAGGCGACGCCGAGACUGCAUUCUACUGGGACGGCGAGUUCGCGGGGACGGCAGAUGUUGCCGACCGUACGGUCGUACGCUUGGAGCCUGCAUUGCACCUCGACGACCCAAAGGCAGACGAAGCGCGCUUCCGUGAUAUAUGGUCAGCUGUCAAGAGACGCUAUCCUUUGCUGGCGGCGCGCUUUGAGGAGAUCGACGGAGGGAAUGCUGUCCGGUUUGUGCUCGACGAGGCGCGACUACGUGACAUUACCGACCCCCAGGAGUUUGAGUUCAUACCCAACGCCGAUUUGGAAGCAUCGACCGCAGCCGUACAACGCGUUCUGAGCCCGCGACCACGUCGCCUAUCCGCGACUCUUAUAGCGGCCAUAUCAAUUUUGCGGCGUGCGGACGAUACAUAUGAGAUUAUCACAGUCGGCUCGCAUGCCAUCCUCGAUGGAAUGGCAAGCUGCACACUUGCCCGCACUAUAUGUGACCUGCUUUCGCGUUGGCCUGCUUCGCUGGAGGUUCCCAUCCCAGACCUCGAACAGCGCCUCGAGAUGGCACCCUCCCUGGAAUCAUUGCAUACCCAACUUCACCUCUCACUACCGCGCCGACGCUGGAGAACCGCGAUCGCCCGAAUCAUCAUGAACCGACAGAUGUCCAUUCUCCGCGGCGGACACACUCUUCCCCGCAAGUGGACCUCCCAAUCUCCCGGACAGCCGGCCGAUUCUCGAGUCGCGCGCGUGCGUCUCCCGAGCGAUGCUACUCCAAAAGCCCUCGCCGCCUGUCGCGCAAACGGUGUAACGUUUGGGCUUCUAUUGCCCAUACUUGGGCAGGUGGCUCUCUCACGUCUUCUCCAUCGUCGGGUGAAAGGUGGAACACUUACCCUUGAGGAAUGGGAAACUCGUAAGAGGAUUCCUAUGCACGGUGGCGGGCCUGUGAACUUGAGGCCAUCUGUCGUCGCCGACUGGCAGCAAGCUGGUGGUCACACAGAGAUAGGUCUGUGCAUUGGCUUCUUCCGGUGUACAUUGCCGUACAUACCCCGUGCUGCCCUUUCGAAUGCCGAAGACGCGACAUCGUUUGAGACCGACGCAACGGGUGCCCCACCUUUCGCUGCACUGCUUUCACCGAAGAGGUUCUGGUACCGCGUCAACUUGAUCAAACGCGCCGCCGCCAAUGUGUAUCGCCAUCCACUUUUCCAAGAUAUGCAAGCUCUCAGCAAUCCUAUGCGCAUCACGCGCGGGCAGGCGGCCGCUCAUGCGUGGCGAAGUGCUCUAGCAGGCGAGGAGGUACCGCCUUUGCCUGAAAUGGACCCCGAAGCUCUCGUGUUCACGCAUAUUGGUUCAAGCAUGGGAAAUAUGGAUUCCGUGAUUCCUCUCACUUUCCCGCAAGGCAGCGACACGACCGUGCACCGACUCUCGUCCGACAUGUACCUGCACUGCCGACCCGGAGAGCUCUAUCUCGGCGCGAAAACGACGCAUGGUGCGACGGAGUUCUAUGUCUUCUAUGACGGCAAUGUGUACGAAGAUGCGGUCAUUCGUGAAUGGUUGGAGGAGGUCGAGCUUGUCUUCCAACACUAUCUCUGUGCAUAG
This is a messenger RNA of Peniophora sp. CBMAI 1063, 1668 nucleotides long. The record is from the annotation of a GenBank genome assembly. NCBI's taxonomy places the organism in Eukaryota, Fungi, Basidiomycota, Agaricomycetes, Russulales, Peniophoraceae.